CUGGGGCAUUUCUCAGUUUUCCCACCAGUGGGCAGUAUUACCCCUUGAGUUUUGUAGCUUCUUCUUUGGUUGUUUGGUGUGCGCUACACUGCCCCCUUUGGUGAUGUGUUGUAAGCAGCAGAAAAAGUUCGCACAGGCAGUGGGAGAAAACGCAUGGAGCAGAAAACAAGCGGCACAACUUUAAGCCCAGUUUACAUCGUUGGGGAGCUUGUUGAACCAUAAUCUUCUUACAAAUUAAAAGAGGAAAAAACGGUCUUCAGUUAAAGACAAAAGACAAAGCGAUGUGUCCUGUCGUUCCUGGAACCAUCUCCUCUUAUGUUAAGCUCGCUGCAUAGGGUGAAUAGCCAUACAUUCACCUGAGGGCAGCAGAGUAAGAAGAUUAUCUACCUAUCAAGCACCCAAGAUGUCUCAGCCUGAAGCUUCACCGCCUCUCUCCCAGAUGGUGGUCCGGUCAGAGUGCCACUCACGCUCCUCACGUUCUUCACGUCGUUCAUCCACCAGUCAAGCUGCAGCCCGAGCCAGAGCAGAAGCAGAAGCCGCCCGCACCAGAGCACAGUACGCCAAACGCCAGAUCAACAUGGAGGUUGAGAAGGCACGCAUCGAGGCAACACUAAACGCUCUGAAGAAGGAGGGUGAGGCUGAAGCAGCGCUCGCCGCAGCUCAUGUCCUGGAAGCGGCAGCCGAUGAGGAGCAUGAUGCCGUUGACCUCACAGAACAAGGAGUCUCCUCUAAGACACCUCCUUCCAUCAGACGCGCUCAAGAUUAUGUGAACGCUCACUUCGCUAACUGCAGCUUGGUAGUUAAUGAAGACGGAAAGCCUGAUACAGGACAACCGGUCGGUAAUAACGACGCUCAGCAUCUACGACAGAGUCAACCACCAGUUGCCUCCUCUCCAGGUGGACAUCUCACUGAUUUUGUAGAUCAGGAGCAACCUCCUAUACACAGACAAACUGACAUUUCAACCCUGCCUCAACCUUCAUUGCCUCCAAAGACUGAACUCUCAGAUUUCACAGCCUAUCUAGCACGCCGUGAUCUGCUGACAGCAGGAUUCAAGGUUUUCGACAACCGUCCUGAGUCCUACUUGUCCUGGAAGUCCAUCUUCCACAACGCCAUAGAGGGCCUCAACCUCAAGUCCAGCGAAGAGCUUGACCUCCUCACCAAGUGGCUCAGCGGGGAGUCACUACAACAUGCUCUGAGGAUCAGGGCGGUCCAUGUGAACAACCCACACGCAGGUCUUCAACGUUUGUGGCAACGUCUAGACAAAAGUUUUGGUUCUCCAGAGGUAGUCGAAGCGUCACUUUUCCAACGCUUACACUCUUUUCCAAAAAUAUCUAAUAAGGACACUCACUUAUUGCAGGAGCUUGCAGAUCUCCUGUUGGAAUUAGAGUAUGCACAAAGUGAAAAUUAUCUACCCGGCCUUAGCUUUCUGGACACCCCAAGGGGGAUAAACCCGAUAGUGGAAAAGCUCCCCUACGGACUCCAGGAGUCCUGGGUGAAACAGGGGACAAAAUACAAAAAGGACAAUGGUGCAGUUUACCCACCUUUCUCAUAUUUUGUUCAGUUCAUAAAUGACUAUGCAGAAAUGAAAACAGAUCCUAGCUUUAUGUUACAAAGUUCAAACAUAGUGGCUCCAAAACCUGAUAAGCCAUUGUUGAAACCAACUAAAUACAGAGGUCCAGUUGCAGUGAACAGAACAGAUAUUAGUCAAACAAAUGUCACGGCUCAAACAUCAGUUCUCAACCCAGACAGACAAUGUCCUAUUCACCACAAGCCCCAUUCACUUGCCAAAUGCAGGGGUUUUAGGUCAAAAACACUAGAUGAAAGGAAAAUCAUCCUCAAAGAACAUGCUAUUUGUUAUAAGUGUUGUUCUUCCACAGGUCACCGAGCUAAGGAUUGCAAAGCCAUUAUCCAGUGCUUGGAAUGUAAUAGCGAUGCUCACGUGUCUGCCAUGCAUGCUGGUCCACCUCCGUGGGCAACCAAGGACUCUAACCUCCUGCCUCAAAGCCACGGCGGGGAGUCUGAUCCUUCAAGCCCUGUAACCACAACUGCUUGCACAGAGGUGUGUGGCCCAGGUCUAAAUGGCAAAUCCUGCUCUAAGAUUUGUUUAGUCGACGUGUAUCCCCGCACAAACCCUGAAGAGAAAAGGAGGAUGUACGCCAUGUUGGAUGAUCAAAGCAACUCAUCCUUAGCCAGGUCUGCUUUCUUCGACAUGUUUAAUGUGAAAGGCACUAUGCUCCCAUACACCAUGAAAACAUGUGCAGGUUUGUCAGAGGCUGGAGGACGCAGAGCAACUAAUUUCGUUAUUCAGGAUGUAAAUGGAGAAGUGUCCAUGUUGCUGCCCACACUGACAGAAUGUGAUCACAUUCCAGACAAUAGAGAUGAGAUACCCACCAAGGAGGCUGUGUCGGCUCACCCUCAUCUACACGCACUCGCUUCACAGAUCCCUCCUCUGGACCCAGCCGCGGACAUUCUCCUCCUCUUGGGCCGGGACAUCAUCCAAGCUCACAAGGUUCGCAGUCAGGUAAAUGGUCCAAACAGUGCACCUUAUGCCCAACGCCUUGAUCUGGGAUGGGUGGUUGUAGGUGAUGUCUGCCUCUCGGGGGCCCACAAGCCCACAGUAAACUCUUUUAAGACAGACAUUCUGAAUAACGGGCGUCCCUACCUUCUUUAG
Oreochromis aureus is the source of this 2671-nucleotide messenger RNA. RefSeq lists its product as uncharacterized. The transcript has 2 exons. Bases 404 to 2671 code for a protein of 755 amino acids. The record is from RefSeq and is a predicted model, not a curated record. NCBI's taxonomy places the organism in Eukaryota, Metazoa, Chordata, Actinopteri, Cichliformes, Cichlidae.